AUGGCUUCAGUUCCCACCCGCAGGACCAUAGAGGUGGCCCUGCAGGAAAGGCCACUGCUCCAGCUCCACGAUACCUUAUGCUGCCUCCCCAACCUCCCUGCCCAGACCUUGCCUCUACUCCUCCUCCUGAUGCUGCUUGUCUUCCCGGAGCUGCUCAGUGCUCAAGGUAAUACCGCACGAACAGCAACUGUGAAACAAGUUUUAAAUACUGUGGAACCUGAGUUAUCAGAUGUGCUGCUAUCUCAUAACUAUACCAAACUUAUUGUUUCCAGCACCAGUGCCCCAGCCCUUGUACCCAGUUCAGAAAAAAAUGAAGUGACCACAUCUGUAUUCCCUCUGUCACCUACUGCCAUACCCCAAAUGGAAAUUGAUGCUACUGAAGAUACUAGAAUAGAGGACGAGGAACUUCUUGCACUGAACAGUUCUUCAUCUGUAACCAAGGAUGUUUUGGACAAUGGGGAUUAUGGAGAACAAGACUAUGACUGGACUCCUAAUACCAGAGAUGAUACUGAUGAGCAAACGCAAGAAAAUACAGCUUAUGCAGGAUUUGAACAGACUGUUAAUCUGAACAAUUUUCAUGAGACAAAAUCCUUUAAGUCUGCAUCAUCAAAUGUAGAGGAGGAAGACAGCCAUUUCUUUUUUCAUCUCAUUAUUUUUGCUCUUUUGAUUGCUAUUGUUUAUAUCACAUAUCACAACAAAAGAAAGAUCUUCCUAAUGGUUCAGAGCAGAAAAUGACAUGAUGGUCUUUGCUCCAAAACUGUGGAAUAUCAUCGACUAGAUCAGAAUGUUAAUGAGGCAAUGCCUUCUCUGAAGAUUACUAAUGAUUAUAUUUUUUGAAAGUACUAUGA
Messenger RNA from Dromiciops gliroides (monito del monte), 848 nucleotides. RefSeq names its product keratinocyte-associated transmembrane protein 2-like. The record is from RefSeq and is a predicted model, not a curated record. The coding region runs from base 1 to 735 and encodes 244 amino acids. Lineage: Eukaryota; Metazoa; Chordata; Mammalia; Microbiotheria; Microbiotheriidae. The transcript is spliced from 2 exons.